Xyrichtys novacula (pearly razorfish) is the source of this 12442-nucleotide messenger RNA. Lineage: Eukaryota; Metazoa; Chordata; Actinopteri; Labriformes; Labridae. The record is from the annotation of a GenBank genome assembly.
GCUCUAACCCACAGUCAGAGGAGACUCUCUUCAGUUAGGAUGGUGUGAGUUUAUCGGACUGUUUUCAGACUUUAUGAAUGAAACUUUAAAACUUCUCCCACCGUCACUAUGUGGAAACCCGCGUGCACUUUCACUUCUACGACCGAACCUCGCGCCGCUGCCGCCGCGGUCACCUGCCUGCUCGUGACCGGGAUGCUGGUCGUCACAGUCGGACACCCGAGCAGCUCCGACCCGGCGGAGCCUCCGGCAGCAGCUGCAGCAGCAGCAGAGGCGGCGGGCGGGAAAGUUUUCUCGGCGUACCUCAAGAAGUUGACCCGGGAGAGGAGGACGAUAAGCGGCCGUCCGAAGGGGAGCUCUCCCCCCGGGCCUGUGGAGCUUCUGUCCCCGGAGGACGUGUUCAUAGCGGUGAAGAGCACCGGGAGAUAUCACCGGCAGAGGCUGGAGCUGCUGCUGGACACCUGGAUCUCCAGGAACAUGCAACAGGUGAGAGAGAGAGUGUUAUUGAAGGAAACACCACAUCUGAGGCUGAUUUUACUUCACAAACAAGCAAUUUACACAGUUAUCUACCUAAAUAAUGAGUUUUGUUUCCAAAAUAAUGUAAUAAAUGUGAGUUUUAAAGCUGUUUCAUUCACAUGAUACUACUUUGGAGCCCACUUCAGUUCAGUGAGUAAACAAAAGUUAUUUAGAAAACUACAAAAUGAUCUAUAUUAAAUGUGGGAUUGAUCAAACGUCUAAAAAAAGUAACUUUAAACUUAUAGUAAAUAGUUAAAAUCUGAUAUUGUUGUUGUUUUCUGUGUUAAACUAUAGAGAAAAGGGUCGAAUGACAUAAAAAGAAGAUAUUAUAUGUUGGACCAAUACUCAAAUUGUAACUCUAUAACUCAAAGCCUGCUAAUGGCACUAAGAUAGAUAGAUAGAUAGAUAGAUGGAUGUAUCUGAUACUUGCACUGGUUAGAUGCUAAGCUGGAUUUCGUUGCAUUGUUCUGAACAGUGUAAUGACAAUUAAAUUGAAUCUAAUCUAACAUGCAUUAUUGCUAAAAAAAAGGUUAUUUCUGCAGCUGUUACUUAAACCUUCACUUUUCAGCUACUUUAGCUUUAAACUGCUUCUUAAAUUUAAGUGUAAAUCAGUCUGAUCUUCAGUUGUGUCACACGGAGCGUUUUAUUUGUCUUGUAAAUGUUUCCUCUAUCAGGGGAAGUGAGCGGCCCUGAUCUCCUGCUGCAGUUGCAAUCAAGUUAUAAACUCCCUGAAAUGUGAUCGUCCUCUUUGAUCUCCCCGACCUCUGAAUUGUAAAACACAGAUUGAGGCCUUUUGUAAUGCAUGAGAGGGAGAUCUAACAGGCUGACCACACUGCUGCUCACGUGUUGACAUAAUCCCACCAGCAGGGGAUAAAUGCAGCGAGGAUGAGUCAACUCUGUUUUUUAUCAUGAGGUCUCAGUAUGAUGCAGUUUUUCCCUAAAAUACAAAGACAACAGAAGCAUUGUUCAGAGAGAGUUUUCAGAGAAAGACUCGACGUAGACUCCAGACGUCAUAAAAACUGCGGUUUCAUAGCUGUGAAAGGGAGAGGAAGAAAAGAGGGAAUUAAAUAUCAAAGUGAUCUGCAGUCGUAGAGGUGGAGAGCAAUAAAACACGGGAACACUUUAAAGGUUCGUGCACUUCAAAUUCAUCUUUCUUUCUACGACUGAUUCUCCUCAUUAAUUUUAAUUCUCUAUCUUAUUUUUUCUCUGUGCUCGUAAUCCUUUAAGAACAUCCUGAAGUACCUCUUACAGUAAAAUGUUCGAGCAGCCCAGUAAUUUAAGUCUAAAAGCAGCCGUCCUCUCGUCUCUCAGGACUUUUAGGUUUGAUAGUGCGCACAUUUGGGAACAUUUUAGUGUUUUGUGUGAGUUUUUUUGAGAGUAGGCGUCCUAUGAGGGGAUAAAGAAGAGCUGCAUGAUACUGGAAAAAAUAAAAGUAAUUUUAUAUGCAAUUUAGACACAAUUUAUGCAAUUUAUCUUUUCAGUUUAAUUUCAAUAACACACAGAAACAUGCCUACCUGUUUGUUAACCCAGCUGUGCCCAUUGUUAUGCUAACGUGCGCAGCGAGUGUAUCUGAGCCCUGAUGAAAAAUCCACACUGCAUAUAGAUAAAUAAGUUAAACUAAACACAUGAAAAAAGUUUGUGUCAGGCUGUAAACAUGUUUAAUUUUUCAUUUUCACAUUGGAGCUAAUUGGGAGUCUGUUGCUGCUGAAGCCAGUCCCGAGUGGUCACUUGAGGAACUGCAGUUUUUUUGCACUUUCUCAUAAAUGUUCUCAUUUAUUCUCUCUUUGCAGUUCAAUUAAAAACUCAAUGUUUUCCUGUUGAAAAGCACAAAAGAUAAAAUAAGUUGACAUUGACAAAAGCCGAUAAAUAAUUCCAUUGUCGACUUUUGUCACCAGACGUGUUUUUUCCAGUGGAGUGAGGCGUCUUACUUCAUUACGAUCUCUGCCUACAGUCACACAAUAGUGUCUUCGCCGAGCGGUAGGGUAAUCAGACGUGACGGCGCCGACGUCCCUUACAGCAGCUACGAGUACACGCUUAAAAACCUCCAAAGUUUGGGAGCAAGUUAGCCGAGGAGAAAAUGAAAAUAAAAAUGAUUAUCUAAUUAGUCGACUAAUCAUUUCAAUAGUCAGUGAUUAGUCGACUAUUAAAACAGUCAUUAGCUGCAGCCCUAAUUAACUUUUUUAGAUGCUUCCAUUUUUGAAAUUCCCGAUCAUCCUAAUUAAAGCUCCUGUGAGGAACAUUUAGUUUGGCCGAUUCUGGCGCCCCCUGUGGACAAAGUUCUUGUCCUGCACAUGAAACAUCUCAGCCUGUUGACUUUUGACGGUCACAUGUUUUAUUAAGUCUGAAUACUGUAAAACCACCGAUUUAAGGUUUUCAAAAUUACAAUAAAAAUGUUGUCAGUCGUGUCGCUAAUAGACUAAAAAAGGCGUCAUAAUAAGUUUCAUUCUAGAGCUGAACGAUUUAGCAUAAAAAUAUGAUCACAAUAUAUUUUAUCAUAUUGUCCGAUGUUUAUCUAUUUUGCUGCCCUCAGCUCCACGUUUAACUCCACGUUCGGUCAUUCUGUUUACUUCCUGUUUACUUCUCAACUUGAGCAGGAAAAGCUCGACUCUGAUUGGCUGCUGUCAGGCACAUUUCCGCCAUGUGUAAUCGAGUAAUUAUGCUCACAGCUGAUCACUGUGAUCGAACUGAAAUUGAUCACUAUCAUAUAAACGUCCAGACCUGCUUCAUUCUACUUCAUAACAUCCAAAAAUCCCUUACAGGAGCUUUAAUCAUUAAAUCAUCUUCCAUUGAUCGUCUGAGAUCUUUUUAUUCACCCCGGGUCAUGUGAUCUUGAGCAGCAGCUGCAGCAGGACUGGUUGAAUCGAAGGCAAAGACGUUGAGCGGUUAGAGAGUUUCUCAGAUGAGUAUUUGUGAUCAAAGAGUCGUGCAGACAGUAUUUCGGUCUGAUUCACUCCAGAGAGCGUCAGAGAUGGAUCUGCUGCUCUCAAACACAUGGGACUGUGGCGAGCUGCACCCAGCGGCUUCAAAGCUCCUAAUGGGACCCAGACUUGAGUGCGGAGCGGACAGCGGUCGCUCUGAAUCGAAGUUCAACCCGAGACUCAUCUGCUGCUGCCGCUGCUGCUACACAAACACACACGGGCGUUUGUACACUCGCUGUUGACAUGAAGGCGUGUGUUAUGUUUGGGGGGGAAUCAGCUGAUGAGUGUGUGACGCAUUCCUGCAUCAGCUCUCACGGUCAGGUGUGUGUGUAACUCUACCUGUUUCCCAGACACACCUCUGCGCCGUGAGACUGCUGAGUAAUGGAAACACGGCAACCCACACACACACACACACACACUCUCACUGUUACCUUCACAGACACACAAACCCUGGGAACCCUCCAGAUUUCUCAUGGGAAGUUAAAAAUGUGUCUGAUCACAAGAGCGCACACACACACACACACACACACACACACACACAGACGCACACAGACACACACACACAGACGCACUUUCUCCUGCCCUGAUUGUUGUUGUUGUUGUUGCCGUCGUUUCCUGUGCCAUAAAGCUCAACUCCUGGAGAUCCACAGACCCACUAACCCCCCCUCUCAGACCCACAUUUUCUCUCCCCUGUACCCCCUCCCUCCCCCGACACACACACACACACACACACUCCUCCCCUCCUCCUCUUCCUAAAACACAGACACACACAUUUAAACAAGAAGCCGACUCCUCUCCAGAGACUAAAGAGGCUCAGGAGUGAAAAAAACAGACUGACAAGAAGUCACAGCUGGCUGGACUCUCUCUCUCUCUCUCUCUCUCUCUCUCUCUCUCUCUCUCUCUCUCUCUCCCUCUCUCUCUCUCUCUCUCUCUCUCAGAGUUUGGAUACAGAUGUUUCUCAGAAAACCGACAGAAGAGAGUGUCGGUUGUUUUUAAUCUAUGUAGCGUGUAAUUGUAGCAGAAGUUAUCCAAGGACACUGAGGACGUCUUACAUGGGCUCGUUGUCCAAAUCCAGGACACAAAAACAGGCUAGAGAAACUAUGGGUCUGAUCUACUAAAGGUUUGUGCAAAAACAGCACGCGCAAUCGAUUUGAAUAUGUAGACUGUAUGUAGAUCAUCAGAACACGCAAAAUUGUUGGAGGAGCGGAUGCAAAUGGAAUCAUUUAACACCCGCAGUGUGAUCUAUCAAACACGGAAACCAUUUGAAAGGCACGUGCAAACUGACACAGCGUUACGCACGGUCAUUGUGGGGAGAAGGAGACAGAAGUGCCAUGAUACACGCCAUGAUCCUUGUCCGAAAGCUUGUGAUUUAUUUCGUUUUUCUAGUAAAUGACGAUUUUUAUAACUAAUAAGGUCAAACACGAAACAGAUGAAAAAGAAAUAUCCGAUCUUAGUACUAUCAGUUAAAAUCAAUUUUAGGUCUUUUGGUCACAUGACAUGGAAGCUAUUGAAGGAAAACAGCCUUUUCUGAGAACAUUAACUGAUAAUUUAUCGACGGUCCCUUAUUCAACACCCGACAUGGAUUUAACCGCGCUGCUGUUGCUAUCCCCGGUUGCUAUAAUUAUUUUUUUGUAGGAUGGUAGGGUAAAGUCCCGCCUCCUUUACCUCUGAUUGGCUCGAAAAGCUGGAAACAUCAUCACACGCUCAAGCCAAACGCGGGCUGUCGGCUCUUUACAUCUAACAGAACUUUAUCGCACUUUUGAAUCUCCUAACCCGACAGACGAUGACGUUUCACAGCCAUUAGGAAUAACGAAUCAGAGCCCAGCACUUCUAGCCAAUCAGAGGCGAAGGAGGGCGGGCCUUCCCCUAAAAAAAUAGCUUCCCGGUUAUGGAGAGUGUGAAGACACCGGUAGAUCAACUGUGAAUGUCCGUCGAAUAUCCAACCUAAAACUAACUUCACUGCCGUAUUUUCAUGAAAAACAAACAUCUGUUGCCUCGGUUGAUUUUUUUAAUGUGACCCUGAAUACGUUUUACAAUUCACACACAUCUAUUUUUAGUUGCAAAUGUGAGUGAAACAGUCGCACCGUGGGGCCCUGUGGUCGGGACGUCCUGGUUUUCACGCUCCUUUAACCCAACAUGGAUUCAGUCGUGUCUCGUCGUCUUUGUCUCGUUGUCUUUGUCUCAUCAUCUUUGUUUCAUCGUCUUUGUUUCACGUCGUUUCGAUUGUCCCGGAGCCAACACAUGAUUCACAGGCUGCUCUGCAUGCAAACUGGGGGUGUGAGCUCACUUCCUGUGGAAAGUUUAGGGGGCUACACGGCUUCCUGAGUGCGCGGCGACCCUCGACCCCAUCACUCAUCACAUAAACGCUUGUGUACACACACACACACACACACAGCUGCUGGGCUGUUGACAGACAGGAGGCUCGCUAACCUUUGUCUUGGCCUAAACCCAUCAUAAGCAUCUCUCUGCGCUGCACGUUGGCGAGGUUUGAGUGAGCGAGGAAACAGGUGGAGCCUCACCUGAGAUCACAAACAUACGAGCUUCUGAGGGAGCGUGUUUUGGUUUCCCUGCUGCUGGUCGAAUAACAUGAAGCGUGUGUUUGUGUGUUUUUCCACAGACGUACGUGUUCACCGAUGGAGAGGACGAGAGGCUGAGGAAAAGGAUGGGUGAGCAGCACACACACACACACACACACACACACACACACACACACAGGCUGCUGUUUUCGCUGACUCGCUGCAGUGUUAUCUGCAGUGUGUGAGCAGGAAAGCAGGAACCAGGCUGCUGAGUGGGCAAUACUGCGAGUCCAUAAAGAGCAGGAAGUCACUUGAGUUUAAUCAACAGAGCGUUCCUCGUCCGUCUUUAGCGAUUGUUCAACUUUGAAUGAGGUAUUCUUCUCACUAUCAAACUCAUUGUACGACUAAAACUGUUAUCCUGAGAAUUUAUCGCCUUGUUAUCGAGCAGCAGUUAUUUUAAGCUCCUGAGAGGACAAAGCGGCCUCCUGUCUCUACCUCCAGCUGAUUUCUUUCACAGAACAUUUAGGUGUUAAAACAACGACAGAAACAAUCGAUCUUGUUGUAAAUGAGCUGCUUCACUUUCACGGGUCGUAUAAAGGCAUCAGUUAAGGCCGGACGAUUAACCUACUUUAAAUCGUAAUCGAAUUAUUUGAUUCAGACACAGAAAUGUCCGUCAAACACAUGAGUGUGUGUGCGAGAGCUCGGCGAAACCAUGUCAACCUUAAAGCUCCUUUAAGUAAUUUUCAGUUUGGGUCAAUUUUGGCGCCCCCUGUGGACAGAGUAGUCUAUUUUUUUUUGUCUUCUACAUGUUUGAGUAACGACUAGGAUAUUAAACUCAUCAGUCGUGUUGGUAACGCUCUUAUUUUCCUUUGGAAUAGGGCUGCUCGAUCAAUCGAUUUUAAAUCCUAAUCAGAUUUUUGAGUAUAACGAUGUUUAAAAAAUUUAAAUCAUCGAAUCGAUUUUCCUCUCUAUCAUGUCUCGCACCUCCAGGCCACCGUAGGCUCAAGUUCCCACACACACCAGUGUAAACAAACAUGGCAACAAACAUUUGUAAAAGAAAAUUUUGUGUUUAAAUAGGACAAGAGCGAGUCAGUCGUGUUGAAUUGGUACGACUUCACAGUUUCAGAUGAAGAGUAAACCACUCCCCGCUGUAAAGUCUGUCUGUAGGCGGUAUCAACCCGUCACCACGGAAACAAAUUCAAGAGGAAACGCUAAAAUUUUUUGUCAUAUCAGCGUUUCAGGUGACUGUAAACGUUACUUUUUAAAAACGGGUCAGAGAGUGAAUAAAUCUGUAAACGACGACCAUUUCAUCUCCGUGUGGAUGUCUAUCUGCAUCUCUGGAAACGAUCAUGUGACACACAGAGUAACUCUUUUAUGGCGCCAAAACAACCUUUAUACACAUGCUCUGUACUCUUCUUCUGUCUUUGGUGCAUUUCCUGUGCAGAGUUACAGUGCCACUUACUGGCUUGGCAUAUGAACUACAUCGCUUUCAGUGGUUUAGUUUUGAGAGAUGAUGGAAAAACUUUUUAUUAAAGUGAAGUUUGGUGAAGUUGUCACUGAUUAAAAAAUCAAAAUCGAGUUUUCAGAGAAGAAAAUCGUGAUUUUAUUUUUGUCGUGCAGCCCUACCAUCAAUAUUCAUUUCAAUCUGUUUCUUCUUCUUUAACCCUCUCCUUCUUACAAAACCAACAUUAAUCAAAGUUUCUUCACUCAGUCUAAAUUUUCUAACCACUCGUUUGUCGUCGAUCACCAGGCGCCCACCUCAUCAACACCAACUGUUCAGCUGCCCACAAUCGUCAGGCCCUCUCCUGUAAAAUGUCUCUGGAGUACAACGCCUUCAUCAACUCUGGGAGGAAGUAAGACUAAGACACACUCCGAACACACACUCACUUCAGCCCGACACACAAAGAGUGUUAGACUAACUCUCUGGGACUUGUGCUGCAGGUGGUUCUGUCACGUGGACGAUGAUAACUACCUGAACGUCGGCUCCCUGCUGAAGCUCUUGUCUCAGUACAGUCACACUCAGGAUGUUUACAUCGGGCGGCCCAGUCUGGAGAGACCGAUCGAGGCCGUGGAGAGACUCGACAACACGGAAACGGUACUUUGACGAACUCUGACAGCGUUCCUUUAAAAAAAAAGUUUGUCAGAUAUCGUAACCAGAUUACUAGUUUUAUGUUAACUAUCUUUGCAUGGGUGUCUAUAGGCAUUGACUCACUUUUGGAGCCAGCCUCAAGUGGCCAAUAAAGGAACUGCACUUGCAUUUGACCUUUAUUUCACAGCUGCUCCUUAGACAUGAAUCCUAAACAAAGCGUUCUCCUAAAGACGCAGAUUUACGCCCAAGUUUACCUGCUUCGUACUCAGAUUUUUUCACGAACACAAUCUAGUUUUCGUCUUCGUCUCGGCGACCCAGAGUGACCCCUGCAUGCGUUUGUCUUUGUGCACAGAGGCAGGUGCGUUUCUGGUUCGCCACAGGAGGAGCAGGAUUUUGUCUGAGCCGGGGUCUGGCCCUGAAGAUGAAACCCUGGGCCAGGUACAGAGUCACUGAAGACUUCUGAUGCUGUUUUUACCGUAUUUUUUAAACCUCCUGCUUUAUGACUCUUUAAUCGUAUCUCUGUGUAGUGACGGCACCUUCAUGGCCACAGCCGAACACAUCCACCUCCCUGACGACUGCACCGUCGGCUACAUCGUGGAGGCUCUGCUCGGAGUGAGCCUGAUUCGCUCGGCGCUGUUUCACUCCCACCUGGAGAACCUGGGGCUGGUUUCUGACAUACACAGCCAGGUACACACACACUUCGACACACACACACACACACACAGACAGACUCACUGAUAAGUCAGCUGUUUGAUCAGUUUGUAUUUCUCUCUUUUAGGUGACGCUCAGUUACGGCACGGUGGAAAACAGCAGAAACACGGUGAACCUGAAAGGACCUUUUUCAACAAACGAGGAUCCUUCAAGGUGAGAGGAUUUCUGUCAAAAUUUACGACAAUAACCGACGUUAUUUUGCCCAAAUCGGUAUAUUCAGUGUCAAUAAAUAAAUAAAUCAAAGUUGGUUUUGGAUGUGUGUAGGUAGGCUAUGGCCUCAUGUCCCUUAAAGACGCUGUCCUACAUCAGAAGAGGGAAAGACAGGUGAGGAGAUGGAGGACGGUUCAAAAGUUGGAGCAGCUGAAGUAGACGAAGUUAAUGUGGGAGGGGGUGAGCAGCUUGUGGAGUAGUUAUUGUCUAUUUAUCGUUAUCGAGGUGAACUGAUCAAUAUAUCGUGAUAUUGAUCUAAGGUCAUAUCGCCCAGGCUUUUGUUUAAUAAUGAAUCAUAAACACAAAUCUGAAUUUGUCAUUUUUAAGCGAUCAUCUUCAGUCACAGCCUCGGCUACAUACAGAUUUGGGACGUUGUGCAAAAUAUGGAUAAAAUCAAGUCCUGGUUUUUAUUUGAGAUAGUGCAAAGAUAACAAAUCAAUAACAUAUUGACUCCAAAGUUUGGACAGGAACAAGAAAACGCUUUAAAAGUUCUGCCAAAGAAACAUAAUAGGAAGAGUCUGAAUUUAAGUGUUUUAUUAUCUACAGUAAAAAAAUACAAAAACAGAUCCAGAGAAGAAAACAAAAGACUUGAUGGCCUCAUCUUUGGGCCCUCAGGUUACACAAUCACUGAGCUCUCGACUUUCUUCUUGAAAAUCAUUAGGGCUGUAAUCAAGCAAAGAAAUUCUUGGUCGACUAAAACACUGAAAUUUUCCACUGAUCAGACGGGGGGUUCAGAUUCUGAUGGCGAACCCUCUGUGGCGGGGGACAACGCGGCUCGGCGGUGUGGUAGAGGACAUGGAUGGUAGAGGAGGACUCACGUGAGAGUUAAACGCUCAAAAUAAAAAUAAAUAUUCAGCAAACCACCGGCCGUUGAUUAACGUGGACACUCUUCAAUCUUCCGCUCUCCAGUGGGUUGGGCGAAUCCAAAAUGGUGAAAACAAGGGGGGUGUUCUGAGACAGACUGUUAGCUGUGAAACCAGGGUGCUCUGAAAACACCCCCAUUAGCAUUUGGUACGUUCCUCCUGAUGAAAUUAACCAUAGACUGUAAAUUGAUGCGGUAGCUGGUCGAAUCAGCAUGUAUCGACCAAUAAAUCGACCAGUCGUCUCAGACUCUACAAUCAUGGACUUUCAUCUUCUGCUUCAAAGGGGAGAAGGACCGUGCUUGUUCAUCAUCUCAGAAAAUGAACCGGUUUUGGAGACGCUAAAUGCUAACGUCAGUUUGGACACAGAAGGCGGCCUUCUCUGUAAAUAUCGGUUCGUUUGGUUUGUUUGACUUCUAUUAUGUCCAGACAAACGCCUCCUGAGACACCUCCCAUCCUGGUCACCUCCUGUUUGAACUUUUGCCGUCAGGCAGACGCUAUAGGACAAUCAGAUCCAGAACGAACAGACUUAAAAACAGUUUUUUUCCGUCAGCAAUAACUACCCUCAAUGCCUUAAGGAAGGCUAGGAGUGACUGAAUACCUAUUUACUCAUUUACUUUAUUUAUUCUGAACUUAUUUAUUUAUUUAGAACUGCUAUUUAUUACUGUAUUUGUUUUUAAUGAUGCACUGACUGUCUGGCACUUUUUUAAUUUCGUUGUACUGGUUACAAUGACAAUAAAGGACUAUUCUAUUCAAAGAACCGACGCUGACGGAGAUCCCUCCAUCAGGCCUCCCAGUUUUCAGGAUGUUGAUUUGUUUUUUGGGGCCUCUUCCCUCCUUUCUGUUGCUUCUCCCUCGUCCUCUAAUCAUGUGAUGGUGUAUUGAACCGGGUUAAUCAUCUUUGCUGUUGUACCUCGUCGAUAGACAGUGCGCCACAGGGAAGGAGGGGUGAUGAGAUAAGCGUGUUGACCUGUUGGCGUUCGGGUUAAUUGAAAAAGAUUAAAAAUCGUUCAUACAAUCGAUAGUACACGCUGUUUGUUUUCUGUCCGUCCCAGGAAGAGCUCUGGUUGUGUAAACCGAGUACUACAAUCCUCCUUUAUGUAAGCGCUUCUUGUUGUGAGUGUUUUACUACUAUGACAAGCUUCCUGGCUUUGUUCAUUGUGUGUGCGUGCGUGUGUGUUUAGUGUGCACACGACUAAUAGUAUCCACGGCCUUAUUUUGAAAUCCCCAGUGGGCCGCUUCCAGGCAUUGUGACUCUCAUUUCCCUCUCUUUCUCAGGUUCAGGUCGGUCCAUUGUCUGCUGUACCCAGACACUCCUUGGUGCCCGAGCUCCUGGCGACUUUAACACCCAUCCAGAGACACACAGACGGGAGGAGGACAAUCAGUCCAUGUCUGCUCGAACCCAGGAGUCAACCGCAGACAUUCAGGUGGAGAGAGGUCUGAGUGCUGCCGUCCAAAACCUUCUCUGCGUUUCCUCGUGACCCGUUAGAGUCUGAGGUGUCGACAAACUGUGAGAUAGGAUGACACAACAAGAGAGGAAGGCCGAAGCUCAAGACUAAGAGUCUGGACGGGCCAAAGAUGGAGAAAUAACAACGAGAAACUGCAUCAGACUCAAUGAUACAAUUAGCGUGUAAUAAUGAGGCUCAUAGGGAAAGACUGGAUACGAUUACGGCUCGUCUCCAUAUUAAAAACAUCAUUUUAUCCGUUAUGUGUUGAACCGAAACAUUUAACGGGUUUACUGUUCAAGUCCUCUUCAGUUAGCUGUUUAGAGAUUGUACCUGCUGUUGUUAAAUACGCUUUCCUCGCCUUUUCUUCGCUUUGCAGCUUCGAGAACUCAAGUUUUUUUUUUGUACAGAUAUAUUUUGCAGGGUUAGGUUGCUGCGUUCGGUUGCACGCUCCAACGUCAUUGUUUCAGUUUUGACAGGGAUGUUAGACUGACUUCAUAUCUGAGGUUUGAAGUGGUCGAUGCUCAGUAUUAUCCUCUUUCUCUGUCACGACUCAGCACUUUGAUUUUUAUAUUUCUGCUCUUUGUAAAAAAACGUUGAAAAUCAUCGAAGGAAAAAGACGAAACGACAGUAUUCUCGUGUGUUUGUAAAGAGGAACGGUGCGUCUCUGGCUGUACGUUCAACUACGAGAAGCGGGUUUUACACUCUAGCGCAGCAUCGCUGGUAGCGAGCUUGGCAAACAUGCUUCUGCUCCCAGAUAUGAACCAGAAUAAACUUGUGAGAGCAAACACAUUUUUUUUAAAUGAAGAAACCAUUCCUCCCCAAACCCCUUUUUUUGUAUUUUGUAUUUUGAGCCGCUGUUUCCAAUGGUCAUUUUUUAAAACAAGUGAAUCCGUCACUUUUUAAUUUUGAAAAAGUUGCACAGCAGCAUCAUGACGAACGUAACGGUUUGAUUUUUAAGAUUUUAUGGAGAAAUGACUCAUGUUGGGUCGUCUUUUAUUUUGCUUUUAGAAUCAGUUGUUAAAACUGAAGACAAGUCCUUAAGUUAAAUUCUGUCCCUACUUAAAUGAAUGUAUAUGAUGAAAUGUUGAUUUGAAGCAGGUUUGCUUUAUCCAGUAUCUGGACUCUGUGUACUCAUCAGGAUUGGAGGAAAUAAAACAGAUUUUUGAUCAAAACUCGA